Messenger RNA from Cottoperca gobio, 3345 nucleotides. It is a transcript of the gene polk, whose product is annotated as polymerase (DNA directed) kappa. The record is from RefSeq and is a predicted model, not a curated record. Gene Ontology annotation, molecular function: DNA-directed DNA polymerase activity; damaged DNA binding. Lineage: Eukaryota; Metazoa; Chordata; Actinopteri; Perciformes; Bovichtidae. The transcript has 15 exons. Gene Ontology annotation, biological process: error-prone translesion synthesis. Bases 176 to 2857 code for a protein of 893 amino acids. Gene Ontology annotation, cellular component: nucleus.
UUGCGAAUGACUAAGAGAAGGGAAUAUGACUAAAGGUUGUUUUGGAGUUAAAAUAAACUACUUUUAGCAGGCUACUGUGUGAAUUUAUCAAUGGCAAAGUAACUUUAACAGUCAUGUAUUGUUUGUGCUCUUCUGUAGACAACUUUCUCUUAGUAUCCCGUGUACUUUAGACACGAUGAAAACGCCUCAGUCUAAGGUCCAUGAGGUUAAAGAAUUUCAAGCCAUAAAGUUUACAAGAAAACUGUCUGAGGAUCCACUCUUCAGGAUGGAAAACGGGGUUGCAUCCACUAAAGCAGAGGGCUUCCUCUCCAGGAUGGCCCUCAAUGACAACAAGGCUGGUAUGGAGGGUCUUGACAGGGACAAGAUCAACAAGAUCAUCAUGGAGUCAUCCAAGGGAUCUAGGUUUUAUGAGAAUGAGCUGAAGAGAGAGCAGCAGGUGAACCAGCGCAUUGUGAAAAUGAUGCUACAAAAAGCCCAGAUCACAGAACAACAGUUAAAGACAGCACAGGCUCAGGUGGAGAGGAUGGUCGCCGAGCUGGAGAGAAGUCGUGAUCUUAGUCGUGUGAUUGUACAUGUGGACAUGGAUGCUUUCUACGCUGCUGUGGAGAUGAGAGACUGUCCUGAGCUGAAGGACAAGCCCAUGGCUGUAGGAUCCAUGAGCAUGCUGUCAACAUCUAACUACCAUGCCAGGAAGUAUGGGGUCCGAGCCGCCAUGCCUGGCUUUAUUGCAAAGAAACUCUGCCCCAACUUAGUUAUUGUUCCAGCCAACUUUGGUAAAUACAGAGCUGUGAGUGCUGAGAUCCGGGAGAUUUUUGCAGACUAUGACCCUCACUUCCAGCCAAUGAGCCUGGAUGAAGCCUAUCUGGAUUUUACAGAGCACCUGGAACAGAGGCAGAGCUGGCCGGAAUCCUCACGAACACAUCGCUUCCACUCUAGCAGCUCCGCUACAGGUGAAGAGCAGGUUGAGCUUCACCAGGAGGCAGUGUCAGAGGAGAGAGACAUCUCUCCAGUCCUGUUUGAGGACAGCCCGAGCUCCUCUCCCUGCUUGUCGGGCUCUGAAGCUGUCGGUGCGGCCUGUGGUGCGUUCGAGGUGUUUGGGACGUCUGUUGAGGAGGCUGUGAGAGAGAUGCGCUUCCGCAUUGAGCACAAGACCACGCUGACUGCCAGCGCAGGAAUUGCUCCAAACACGAUGCUUGCCAAGGUGUGCAGUGACAAGAACAAGCCCAACGGCCAGUACAGACUCCCCUCCACUAGAGAGGCAGUCAUGGACUUCGUCCAGAAUCUCCCUGUUCGCAAAGUUUGUGGCAUAGGAAAGGUGAGUGAGAAGAUGCUGAAUGCUCUGGGCGUCAGUAGCUGUUUGCAUCUUGGCCAGCAGAUGGAGUCGCUGUCGUUGUUGUUCUCGGAGACGGCCUGGCAUCAUCUCAUGCAUGUUUCCCUGGGUCUGGGCUCUACACGUAUGCAUAGGCACGAAGAAAGAAAAAGCUUGAGCACAGAAAGGACAUUUAAAGAAGUGUGUAAAGUGGAGGAGCAGUUGUCUUUAUGCAGGGAGCUCUGUGAAGACUUAGCAGAAGACAUGAAGAAAGAAGAGCUAAAGGGUAAAACUGUAACACUGAAGCUUAAGAAUGUGAACUUUGAGGUGAAAACCAGGGCGCUGACGCUGUCGUAUGCUGUUGCUACAGUGGAUGAGAUCUUCGCUGCUGCUAAGGACCUACUGAAAACGGAAAUUGACAAUGAGAGCCCCCAGCCACUCCGAUUGAGGCUCAUGGGUGUUAGAAUCUCCGCCUUUGUCAGUUCGGAGGAUAAAAAGCCCCUGCAGAGGAGCAUCAUUGGCUUUCUUCAGCCAGGCAAGACAGACUCUAGUGACUCGUCCCGAGGAAUGCAUCAAACGCUUGAGGAUCUCUCCGAUCCCUCCUUCCAAACCGUGCCGCCUGCUUGUCCUCCCCAGAGACGCGAGGAAGUUCCCUGGGGGAGGGGGUUAGAGGGGGGCCGGACUGGUGAGGAACCCAAACAGUCUUUCUUCCAAAGGGCUCAUGCUAAAAGACUGCAACUCCAGGCAGCGAAUGCAAGAACACAAGAGGAAGGACAUGGGGAGGAUGCUUCUGUUAUUACUUCUGCAGGCGCUUAUGUUGAAAAGGGUGUAGAGUCAUCAACAACAGAGAGUAACUGUACAGCCUCAGAUCUCUCAGAAAACGACUCUGUUGCCCCCGUGGAGGCCUGUGCAUCGACAUCAGGCUGUGGCGGCACAGUGUCGGAGAGCCUCACCUGUCCUGUGUGUUUCGGGCAGGUGGAGACGACCGAUUUAAACGUCUUCAACAGACAUAUAGACCAGUGUCUCAGUGAUGCCUCUAGAAAGCCAAACCAAUGGGCAAUUUCUGACACAGAGUCAGAUCUGGACCUAGAGAAUGACCGCAAAGACUUUGAAGUGGUGCAGUCGAGCAGAGUUGUUCCUCAGGAAGACCAACGCAGCUCGGAAAACGCUUCUCUUCAAACAAAUGUGUUGAUCAAUGGGGACAACAAAACGGUGACCUCGCGACAGCCUCAGUCAUGUGAUGGUAGAGGCCGCGUUCUCAUCUGCCCGGUUUGUCAGCUGACCCAGGAUAGUGAUGACCUCACUAUCUUCAACCGCCAUGUUGACCUCUGCCUGAACCAGGAGGUCCUGCAUGAGCUGGGGGGGCAGACAUCGUCUCCCAUAAAUCUGCCCUCCGUUAUAAAUGGCAAGGCCAUAGACAGAGGACGUCUCCUGCCAACACUAGCAAGUAAAGGCAAAACCAAAAGACGGGACUCUCCUCCUCCUCCUCCUUCUAAAAAGGCUAAAGGCCUCGGUCCCCGCAACACCAUCGACAAGUUCUUCAGGUGACAGUCGAGUCGCUUCUGGAGGAACUGAGAACGUUUUCAUCAGGAAAUGUAAAACGUCCUGUUCCACCGGGCAGCCAUAUUCAAUUUGUAAUUAAGAUCGCUGAUGUAAGAAGAUCAGUAUUUGCACUAAUAUGCCUUAUUUGUUCUGUAUAAGCCAUACACUAGACAAAAAUUAAUUAAAGAUGACGAAAGAUAAAUUCUGUUUUAAGAGUGAUAAAUUAAUGGAAUUAUGAAUGCCAGUUUUAUUGACUAUCUUUGUUACCGACUGAAGAUAAACGUUUUUAUUUUCCUGUAUGCAAAAUGGAUCAUGGGGGUAUUUAUUACGUGCUGAGGUGACAGUGCAAAUGUUAUUUUAUUCAGAUAUUUUCAGUUCAGUUGUAUUUAUUGUUUUCCAAUGAUAAUGCUGUAUAUGUUUAAUAAUGAAGAUAAGAGAAUCCUUCUAUCGUGUAAAUCAAAGUUGAAAUAAAAGUAUUUUCUGCUGAAAUUCCA